Molecule: messenger RNA, 2236 nt
Organism: Aspergillus fijiensis CBS 313.89
Lineage: Eukaryota; Fungi; Ascomycota; Eurotiomycetes; Eurotiales; Aspergillaceae
Exons: 8
Coding region: 468-1748 (426 amino acids)
Biological process (GO): metal ion transport; transmembrane transport
Cellular component (GO): membrane
Molecular function (GO): magnesium ion transmembrane transporter activity; cobalt ion binding; magnesium ion binding
Source: RefSeq, a predicted model, not a curated record
CCACCAUCACCACCGUUGACAAGGGUCCUUGGGGUCUUGACAAGGCUGUGAUUGUCUCACACUCUCAAUAGUUAGGCAACAAUCAACAAACGACCAUCAACAACCAGCAUAAUUCCACUCUUCCCAUCUCCAUGAACCCAAACCGUCAAGAUAUCCUUGACAGGCCCGGCCCACAGCCCCAUGCGAGAUGACAGACAGCGCCAGCACACGCAGCACACGCCGCCCGCGGGCGCAUCCUCGCCGAAGCCCUACAGGAUGAGCUCGGCUUGGCGCCACGAUUGGGCUUCCUUUUAUUCGGGGGAUUCGACUCACUAGGUACGGCGGCUAACUGCGCCGCCAACAAGGCUGGUCUAGCCUGCAGUAGGCUGUCAAUCGAGCCUUUUUGUUUGUAUAUAAGAAGAGGCAAACCAUCACCAGCCUCGCGAUGGGCGCCUAGUUCUGGGUGUGCCUUCAACCCUCCGCGCGCGAUGGAGAAACUCCGCACCAGCUCGUCGGCCGACCGACCGGAGACGAGGAUUUUCGAGGAAUGCGAGCCAGAUGACUGGGUAGAACGGCGCAUUUCGCUGCUUGAGUUGGAUGCAGAGACCCCGCGCUACUCGACAAUAAUCUUCACCUCGACCACGACCCUCAACGAGCCCUCCCAUCUGCCCCUCUUCCCCGACCGCUUCCAACCCAUCAUCACCGAAGACCUGAACGGCUCCUUCGACUGCGAGGACAUCCCCAACGAAGCCGGCCAAUUGAUCCAGCACAGAUCAUGGUCCACCUACAAAAUCAAACGCGUCGUCGAACCCCACAAAUACCACUGGACGCAAGCCACCUGCUACGUGCACUGGGACCCGACCACCAGCCACCAGACCGUCUACUGCAUCGACCUGCCGCUGGCGGCCCGCAUAUUCCUGAAAGCCUUCACCCCGCCCGCCCGCCGGCGCGCGCACGACCCGUACGCCUGGCACGCGGCGUUCGCGACGGCGUUGAUCCCGGAGUACGAUCGGUCGAUAUGGGGGUUACGGGAUCUGGUGCGGGAGAUUGAGAAGGGCCGACUCAACCCCACGGCCCUGACGCCGGAUUUCUUCCCGCACCUGCACGACAUCGCGCGCCACAUCUUCCACGCCAACGAGACCCUCGAGGUGGCCCAGCAUACCGUAGAGAGUUUGGUGAGGGAGCAGAUUCGGUCGGCGGGGUUGUAUUCCCCAGCAGCAGCAGCAGCAGCAGCAGCAGGGAUACCAAAUCCCACUCCCACUCCCAGCUACAAUGCCUCGUCGCAUUAUAAUCACAGCUACAACCACAGCCACUGCGCCCCAGCACCAACCACAAGCACGCACCUCUCCACUCUCCAGACCGAACGCGCUCUCCGCGCCCUCGCCAAACAGCUCCAUGCGCUGCACACGCGCAGCCGCUCGCUCACGGAGCGGUUACACAAUGAGAUCAAUCUAGGGUUCAACCUCGUCUCUCAGCAGUUCGGCCACGACACCAAGUCCGAUUCGGCGAUGAUGAAGACCAUCGCCGUGGUGAGUAUGGUCUAUCUGCCGGGGACGUUUGUGUCGGGCCUCUUCGGGACCAACUUCUUCAACUUCACCGACGGCGACGAACACACCUGGUUCAUGGCAGGCUCGUUCUGGUUGUACUGGGCGGUGACGAUCCCCCUGACCCUCGCCACCAUGGCGGUCUGGGCUUGGUGGCAUUACUUCCUGCCUGCAAAGAGAAGAACCAGAAAGAUGCCGGUGAGACAGAGGGUGGAGACGGUGUGAAGGAUACGCAAUGCCCGGGAAGGGGUUACUGACGGGUGCAAUGAAGUGAUGACUUGGAUGAUCGCGGGUUGGAGAUCAUAGACAGUGCAUUGAGUUACUCUGUAGGAUCGAUCCGGGCAGACAUGAUGUAUAAUGAGUUAUGAUUAUAAGAUGUUAAAUGAUGGUGCAAUAGCUACUAAUUCAAGAUGGCAGUGAUUCAGAGACACAUGAGACAAAUGCUGAAUCGGGAGCCCGCAAGUAGCUGGGGUCGAAUCCUGAGGAGCGACCGGCUACUAGUCGCUACAGUCCAGGUCCAGCUAAUGGCAAGGCUCAAGAUUCAGUCGUAGACCGGCACACAGGCCGGUCGGUUCAGGGCUCGCUGGCCCGUUGAGGAGGGAUCAUUGGAUCCUCUCGGGUAUCAAAUUGGGCAUGGGCAAAGGAGGGUUUCAGGCCACCUCAUCCGGCGGGACUGCUUUCCUCCGCCCCAUCGGGGGAUUCGUCGACUCCCG